Molecule: messenger RNA, 1221 nt
Organism: Octopus sinensis (East Asian common octopus)
Lineage: Eukaryota; Metazoa; Mollusca; Cephalopoda; Octopoda; Octopodidae
Exons: 3
Coding region: 517-1080 (187 amino acids)
Source: RefSeq, a predicted model, not a curated record
UGAGAUAUGCAGAAACCGAGAAGUCCAUAGCAACCAAGCCUUCAACCAUUGUCCUAAUAUAAAAGGGAGUUCGAUUUAUAAAACUACAAUUAUACAUAUAUAGCCAAACUAUUCACCCAGAAGAAGAGGAACAGCAAAGAUAAAAUUUAGGAAAAUGAAAUUUAAAAACUGUCGCUUUUGAAUCACAAUUUUGAGUUGCAAGUUGCAGGAAAUUAAUUAACAAAUUCAGAUUUUGUUUCAAAAGAUACGGAAAAAAACCCAAGACAAGAACGAAACCAGAGAAAUAUCUUUUAUAAAAAAAAUGGCACUUCAUAGAUUGUGUUUAAUGGCGAUUUUGUUGAUCACUGUAUUGGAAAAAAGAAGCAUGACAGUAAUUACCAAAAAAUCAACGGGACUGUAAAAUAUCCAAAUAUUACCAUCAGGGUUUGGAGCCAUUGGUAUUGUGAAAAGUUAUGUUCUUCGUGUUCCAACUGCUACGGUUAUUCUUAUCAGUCUGACUGGUGUCAGUUACUUGUGAUGAAUGAUUGUUGCAAUUCCACAGCAGUCCUCCUUUCCGAUGGAAACUUUACUGACCUAACUAAACCGAUAAAAUGGACAUUUGACACUGGGAGUUUGAUACAUAUGAGUGGUGGAGAUGCACCCAACAUUACGUUUGAUGACAUUCCUUCUGAUGAUGACGUAAAUAAAACCAGUACUACAAUAAAUACCAGUGGUGCAACUGAAACAAGCACUACACCGCAAACCAGUGGCACAACAAAAACUCCUGCAACACCCAUGUGCUCUUGUGCUUGUGAAGAUGUGACACAGCAGCCCCCCACUGAGGAGGAGUUGGAAAUUCUUAAGGAUAACUUAAAAAAAGAGCUUGCCGUGGAUAAAAAGAAACUGUCCAAAACGAUUCGAGCCAAAACCAGUGCCCCGGACGAACGACAAUCGGCUCAAGGUAUAGGAUUUAUUGGUGUGGUACUUCUAUCUGCUCUGCCUAUCUUCAUCUUCAUUAUAGACCUCCCACAACUCUAUGCGGACCUGAAGACUUUUUACACGAAUGUUUCUAGUUUGUGUUCCAAUAGGACUCCAAGCUAGACUUUCAUCCGCCAAUUUUCUGGACGUAACGAGGAACUAUUUCACGAGAUACUGGUAUAUACAUACCUACAAAGCAUGUACGUAUGUAUAUGUGUAUGUAUAAAUGUAUAUACGUAUGAUGCGUAUAUGUAUGAAUCAACA